AUGUACGCCGCUCAGAAUAUAACGCCAACAGUUUUGGAUGCCAUGAACGGAAAUGUUUCCGAAUGGUAUAACGAAUGCGACAAUGCCAUUAGAAGGUCAGAAAUAGUUCCUGGAACUUACGAAUAUACAACUGCUGUUUCUUAUGGAAACGUAGGUGAGUUUGGAGAAGGUUCUUCAACAACAGUAGAUAUUGCUUGCGACAGGUUUCAUAUAAUUUCUAUUGACAACUCUUUCUUAUACGUGGAACAAGACAUUGAAAUAAAACCUUCUGCCAAGUUGUCUGACAAGAAAGGUUGCAAUGGAAUUUUCUAUGUCGGAUACCAAUAUGCUCCAGAAGUUUUCAUGGGAUAUAAGAUAUAUUCUAACUCUGACUUAGUUCAAACAGUAACAUGGGCAAACUAUGAAUGGUUCGCUUUGAGAAACUCAGUACAACCACAAGCUAGAGAACAAACAGACCAGUAUGCAACUAUUGAGAAAAUAAGAAGACUUGACCCUAACGUUCCAGGAGUUUAUGUUAACCUUUCUGGACAAACUGCAGCAGCAGUAACCAAAGUAAAACUGAAACUUAGAGUUCCUUUGUCAUCUUUCCUCAUCUUCAGGUUUUUAAGAUACUUGCCAAACUGGGCAGGAAAAAUUUCUAUCGAACUUACUCCAAGCAAAAAUAACUUAGUCAUUGCACCAACACAAGACCCAUUCACUCUUACAGAAGUAGUGGGAACAAAUAAAAUGUCAUUCGCCGACUUUUGCAA
Trichomonas vaginalis G3 is the source of this 749-nucleotide messenger RNA. RefSeq lists its product as uncharacterized. The transcript has a single exon. NCBI's taxonomy places the organism in Eukaryota, Parabasalia, Trichomonadida, Trichomonadidae. The record is from RefSeq and is a predicted model, not a curated record. The annotation marks the transcript as partial.